Messenger RNA from Capsella rubella, 656 nucleotides. Its product is annotated as cytochrome B5. Gene Ontology annotation, molecular function: heme binding. The transcript has 3 exons. The coding region runs from base 80 to 502 and encodes 140 amino acids. The record is from RefSeq and is a predicted model, not a curated record. NCBI's taxonomy places the organism in Eukaryota, Viridiplantae, Streptophyta, Magnoliopsida, Brassicales, Brassicaceae. Gene Ontology annotation, cellular component: endoplasmic reticulum; membrane.
UCCCAAAUUAAAAUAAAAUUUUCUCAAUCUCUCACCUCUCAACCAGAAAGAAACCUUCUUCUUCAUUAUCAUCGGAGAAAUGGGCGGAGACGGCAAAGUUUUCACCUUGGCGGAGGUUUCUCAGCACAGUAGCUCCAAAGACUGUUGGAUCGUCAUCGACGGCAAGGUUUAUGAUGUGACAAAAUUCUUGGAUGAUCAUCCUGGUGGUGAUGAGGUUAUCUUGACUUCUACAGGGAAAGAUGCCACCGAUGAUUUUGAGGAUGUUGGACACAGUUCUACCGCAAAAGCCAUGCUAGAUGAGUACUAUGUGGGUAAUAUUGAUACAUCUACUGUCCCUGUUAAAGCUAAGUUUGUGCCUCCUUCUUCGAACAAAGCCGAGCCUAAUCAGGGUAAGAGCUCUGAUUUUGUCAUCAAGCUGCUUCAGUUCCUUGUUCCUCUUCUUAUCUUAGGCUUGGCUUUUGGUAUCCGGAAUUACACCAAGGCCAAGACUCCAUCUUCUUGAAGAUUUGAAUUGUGGCCUAAGCUAUUGCUUAUGUACGAUGUGGUUAAACUCUUUGUUCUCUCCAUCUCUGUCUGUCUUGUAAGACCUCAUUAUAUUCUCUUUUGCAAUCAACUGAGAGACCUUUGAUUUAAUAAGUCAUCUACCUUUGUUGUCU